UCCUUAGCAACGCUGUGAAAAAACUGCGCUGACGUCCAUUCUGUUCGGGAGUAUUAUGGUCUGUCGGGAAUUCAGAGUGGCUGGGACUGGAGAAAAAUAUCUGCUCUGCUAGCGUUAGCGUCCACCCAGCUAACGGGAGGUAGCACUGGGGUAAACAUGGAGCUUUCUGCCGUCGGGGAGAGGGUGUUCGCUGCCGAGUCUAUCAUCAAACGCAGAAUCAGGAAGGGUCGCAUUGAAUACCUCGUGAAAUGGAAGGGGUGGUCUCCCAAAUACAGCACUUGGGAACCGGAGGAAAAUAUUCUGGACUCCCGCCUGUUCGCCGCUUUUGAACAGAGGGAGCGUGAAAGGGAGCUCUACGGGCCCAAAAAGAGAGGACCAAAACCCAAGACGUUUCUGCUUAAGGCUCAGGCAAAGGUGAAGUCCAAGUCCUAUGACUUCAGGAGCGAAGCAGUCCGAGGAAUGCGCGUCACCUACCCGACCCCAGAACCGAUUGCCACCCCCAGGGCCAGAGAGGGCCUGAGAGCUGUCGUGCCCACCAUCUUCCCACCGAGUACCGUCAACCGUGGAGAAAGCGUACGCGUCCGACCGCCUGAACUGAGCCCUCGUGAGCACCAGCAGUCUUUGCUUCAUACUAGUUCAGAAGACCUCAUCCACAUACCUAAAAAGAGAGGUCCCAAGCCUAAGCCGCGGUUUAAUGAGGUCUUCUCUGAGCACCAUAAAAGGAGAGGGGAGGAGCAGGAGAGCCACGGCCCUCACAAACUGGCUAAGCUCCAGGGGGGCGAAGACAUGAGGCUGGUCAAACUGGCCCACAGACAUCCAGAGAACCACGGCCACAGCCAUAAACAUCAUUACCACCACCAUCACCACCACCAUCACCACACACAGCGCUCUGGGGAGAGCUCCUACAAACAGCUGUACUCAGACCGCGGCCUGCAUCCUCACAGAACAGACAUGGACACUCACAGGAUAAAGGACGUCUCCGCCUACCUGGUACCUGCACACUUCAAGCACCACUCCAAAAUGAGUCUGAGUCGUCCCGCCGAGCUCCCCCAAAUGGAAAAGCCUUAUUUUCUGGACAGGCCGUCCCCAACGCGGCUCGACGACGACUUGGACGAAGUGACGUGGAGGCCGUCUCUCGGCAACGUGGAGAAGGUCCUGGUGACAGACGUGACCACCAACUUCCUGACGGUCACCAUCAAGGAGAGCAGCACUUCUAAAGGCUUCUUCAAGGACAAAAGAUGACUGACUGAUGCUCUGUUUUCUGACUUUCAGCAGAUCUGAAGUUUAUAGGACAUGGUGGGAUUAUCAAGCAACGCAGAUUUUGUAUGUAAUGUAAAAAGGCAAAUAACAUAAUGUGCAUAUGUGUAUAUAAUAUAAAGCUGGACAUCUAUUUAAUGUAUUGACCAAAUCAAAUGAAGUCCCUUUCACAUUGUGCAAUGGUUAACAUGAGUUGCAUGUUUCCUUUGCAGCGAGUGGCUACUUUCUGUACAGAUCUUGUGACUUUUACUAUUUUGCAUUUAAAACUAACAAGAAUGUAUUUUUUCCACGUUUCUUCCCACCUGAGCUGUGCAGCGAGGAUAUUUAAUUCAGGUUGUGGUCUGAACAAUUCUCUUUAUUUGAACUGAUUUGACUGAAAGGUUUCGCUUGAUUUCAAAUCCUGGAAUAAUAUUUAAAAAUUAACUCAAGCACUUUGAAUUUUAAAGUAUUAGAAAAAAUCUUUAUGUUGUCUUCAAAGACCGAGUUUGCCUCGGAGAUUUCUAAAACCUAAAGUAAAUUAACAAAUUCAACACACUCUGAAGUUUUCCCAAAGUUAAUAUAACAUUUUCCAUUAACAUAGUUCCUAUAUUUUACAUUUUCAUAGAAAAACGAUCAUACAGCUUUGUUGUAACUGACAAAAAAAGAGGUUGUUGUCAAACUGCUUUUUAGACGCUUUUCAAUAAAUCAUUUGAAUUUCUCA
Haplochromis burtoni (Burton's mouthbrooder) is the source of this 1957-nucleotide messenger RNA. RefSeq names its product chromobox homolog 8b (gene cbx8b). The record is from RefSeq and is a predicted model, not a curated record. The transcript has 5 exons. Bases 157 to 1242 code for a protein of 361 amino acids. NCBI's taxonomy places the organism in Eukaryota, Metazoa, Chordata, Actinopteri, Cichliformes, Cichlidae.